This is a messenger RNA of Alligator sinensis (Chinese alligator), 1926 nucleotides long. RefSeq names its product chaperonin containing TCP1 subunit 6A (gene CCT6A). Gene Ontology annotation, molecular function: ATP binding; ATP-dependent protein folding chaperone; ATP hydrolysis activity. Bases 41 to 1636 code for a protein of 531 amino acids. The transcript has 14 exons. NCBI's taxonomy places the organism in Eukaryota, Metazoa, Chordata, Crocodylia, Alligatoridae. Gene Ontology annotation, cellular component: chaperonin-containing T-complex. The record is from RefSeq and is a predicted model, not a curated record. Gene Ontology annotation, biological process: protein folding.
UGCGCGCGGGGCUGGGCUCAGGCAGUGCGGCGGCUGCAUCAUGUCGGCGGUGAAGUCGUUGAACCCCAAGGCCGAGGGGGCGCGGGCGCAGGCGGCGCUGGCCGGGAAAAUCAGCGGGGGGCGGGGGCUGCAGGACGUGCUCCGCACCAACCUGGGGCCCAAGGGCACCAUGAAGAUGCUCGUGUCUGGCUCCGGAGACAUCAAGCUCACCAAAGAUGGCAACGUGCUGCUGCAUGAGAUGCAAAUCCAACACCCAACCGCCUCCUUAAUAGCAAAAGUAGCAACGGCGCAAGAUGACAUCACUGGAGACGGGACCACUUCAAAUGUCCUGAUCAUUGGAGAGCUGCUGAAGCAGGCAGAUCUCUAUAUUUCCGAGGGCUUGCACCCAAGAAUAGUUGCAGAAGGAUUUGAAGCAGCAAAGGCAAAGGCACUUGAAGUUUUGGAGCAGGUCAAAGUAUCCAAGGAUAUGGACAGAGAGACACUUAUAGAUGUUGCCAGAACAUCUCUGCGUACUAAAGUUCAUGCUGAGCUGGCUGAUGUCUUAACAGAGGCUGUAGUAGAUUCCAUUUUGGCAAUCAGAAAACCAGAUGAACCUAUUGAUCUCUACAUGGUUGAGAUAAUGGAGAUGAAGCACAAAUCAGAAACGGAUACAGCGCUUAUUAAAGGACUUGUUUUGGAUCAUGGCGCUCGUCAUCCAGAUAUGAAAAAAAGAGUGGAAGAUGCUUAUAUACUUACUUGCAACGUAUCUCUAGAAUAUGAAAAAACAGAGGUGAGCUCUGGAUUCUUUUAUAAGAGUGCGGAAGAAAGAGAGAAGCUAGUAAAAGCAGAAAGAAAAUUCAUUGAAGACAGAGUGAACAAAAUUAUUGACUUGAAAAAGAGAGUCUGUGGUGAUUCAGAUAAAGGAUUUAUCCUAAUCAAUCAGAAGGGAAUUGACCCAUUUUCAUUGGAUAGCUUGGCAAAAGAAGGAAUAGUAGCUUUGCGCAGAGCAAAAAGGAGGAACAUGGAGAGACUGACUCUUGCCUGUGGUGGUAUGGCCAUGAAUUCUUUGGAGGACCUCACGCCUGAGUGUCUGGGACAUGCUGGGCUUGUCUAUGAGUAUACACUGGGUGAAGAGAAAUACACCUUCAUUGAGAAGUGUGACAAUCCUCGUUCUGUUACCCUGUUGAUUAGGGGACCCAAUAAGCAUACACUCACGCAAAUCAAGGAUGCAGUAAGAGAUGGACUACGUGCUGUAAAAAAUGCCAUUGAAGAUGGCUGUGUAGUUCCAGGGGCUGGUGCAGUAGAAGUGGCAAUUGCUCAAGCUCUCGUUAAAUAUAAGCCCACCAUAAAAGGAAGAGCCCAGCUUGGAGUCCAAGCUUUUGCUGAUGCUCUGCUCAUUAUUCCUAAGGUGCUUGCUCAGAAUUCUGGCUAUGAUUCCCAAGAAACUUUAGUGAAAGUUCAGACAGAACAUGCAGAAUCAGGGCAACUUAUUGGAGUUGAUCUGAACACUGGUGAACCAAUGGUGGCUGCAGUAGCUGGAAUUUGGGACAACUAUAAUGUCAAAAAGCAACUGCUCCAUUCAUGCACGGUGAUCGCCAGCAACAUUCUUUUGGUUGAUGAAAUUAUGCGAGCUGGAAUGUCGUCUCUCAAAGGUUGAAUUGAAUCUCUUCUCAUCCUGCGAUAGUCGUCAUGAGUAGGGAAUUGCCUUUUUGAAAUAACUUAAAAAAAAAAAAUCCAACUAAAGGCAUUUUUGUCCCCAGCCUCCAGUGGAUUUUCACAGUAACAGAAGUAGCUGUCCUUUUUGAUGCAGUAAACAUGGCCACUCGCAAAGAAUAGUACCUGUUCAAAUAUUUGGUUCUAAAAUCAAUUAGUUAUUUAUUUUUAAUUGCACUGAAAUGUACAAUUAAAGUUACAGCCUUUCUACCCAAUAAACAUUUCUGUUCUGUG